Candidozyma duobushaemuli is the source of this 4467-nucleotide messenger RNA. RefSeq names its product Emp70p (gene EMP70). The coding region runs from base 1 to 4467 and encodes 1488 amino acids. Gene Ontology annotation, cellular component: endosome; fungal-type vacuole membrane. The transcript is spliced from 4 exons. Gene Ontology annotation, biological process: vacuolar transport; protein localization to membrane. NCBI's taxonomy places the organism in Eukaryota, Fungi, Ascomycota, Pichiomycetes, Serinales, Metschnikowiaceae. The record is from RefSeq and is a predicted model, not a curated record.
AUGCUGGCGGGGAUGGACCUCUUCAACAAGAAAUUGGAGCUUCUCCAGCUCUACUACCCCGGCUUCUCCGCGUCUGUGCUCAGCGAAAUCUUGCGUGGUUGCCAUGGAGACGUUGCCCAGGCCAGAAGGCUCAUUGAUGGGCCUGCAAAGCUGAAGGCUCCAGUGCAGCGCACCCUUCCGGUAAAACGCAAGGCCGAGCCUGUAGCCCCAGACGCCCAGAAGCGCACCGCACAGGGCCCCUUCCACAGAACAAUCACCCUCAAUACGCCUGACGAUGUCAGGGAGCACUUGGGUUGCUAUGCCCUGCUUCAUCUCAAUUUUUUUCCUCAGGAGCUUGCAGACGGCUUGCUACACGAGCUUGUCGCGUCCAAAGACAAGUUCCAUUCUCGGCAAUUUUAUCUUUUCGGAAAUCUCUGCCAGCUGAACAUGUUGGUGGCACCGUUUGCAGCCCGCGACAACGACUGCCCUGCCUUGGUGUACAAUGGGCUCGCGGUAGGAGGCUCUGCUGGGGCUCAUGAAUACACACACCGCUUCGAUCUGGCUGCGAAACGCUUGGAAACCUGGAUGAACGAGACGGUGAUCCCCGGGUCGAAACGGCUUCCUUUUCAGCGGGAAGAUCGCUGGAAAGCCGGCUUUUGCGUGGCAAACAUGUACGAAAAAUUGAACAAUCACUUGGAUUGGCAUCUGGACAGACUUUCCAGCAUCGGUCCGCACAACUUCAUAGCAUCGGUGCUGCUUGGGCUGACGCGAGUUUUCAAGCUCCGAUCGACCCACAACACCGGGCCGGUUUACCUGGUGCCGCUACCGCAUAACAGUGUUUUCCUCAUGCGGCCAGGAUGCCAGGAGGAAUUCAAACAUACAUUGGGGCCUAUGGCGAAGCUGGUGCUGUUACAUCCGGAUGUCGGCUCGCUACGAAUCAUCCCCUUGGCGUCACCCUCCAAGUACAUUCCCCAUGAUAGACUCCAAUUGUUAGAGGAAGCGCUCAGCAGCACUAGCGAUGCUGCAAUCUACAAAAAUGGAAGUAAUUUGGUGCAAGAAAAGCCGCUGUCGUACGACUCCAAGCAUUCGUAUGUCUACGUCUCUGAUCACGAGGAUGAACCUGAGGAGAGUGAUAGACAAGGUUCGAAAAGCCCUGACCACGAGGAGCAGCUUCCGGAUUUCUCAAGAAUCAAGUCACUAGGGCUAGUGUUUGACAUUUUGUCGCAAAACCAAGAUGUUUCUCACCCCAUGAGCUCAGAGUGUGCUCAACUACUUAUCAAUAACUACAAGUUCAAGUUUGAUCAAAGCCAACGCGAGAAAGAGUACUAUAUUUCGUUUUUGAAGAAACUCAGAGAGAGGGAGAAUAACUUUUCCGCAACUGCAGAGGCUGAGACAGACACGAAAUUGGCGGAAACGGCCCAGGAAUUAGUCCUGCUUCAUGAUCUAGAACGCAACAAGCUCGAAGAGCUCGAGGAGUUGGAGAAGACGUACGAGGAUUUGCAAACUCAGCUAAGUGAACUAGAUGAACAGCUCGAACAACUCAAUUCGGAGAGCCUCAAUGACGUACUUCGACUCAAAAACACACUUACCAUGGAUCUCACGCAGAAGCAGAGCCACCUCGACCAUUCCAAAGCAUUGUACCAGAAGCAGCUAGAUCACCUAGACUCGCUACGCACGAUCAACAUCUUUAAUCGCUUAUUCCAAAUUCUGUUUGACGGGAGCGAGCCCUGCGGCAAAAUUAACGGAUUUCGGCUCGGUCACAAGAUACCCUGGCCAGAGAUCAAUGCUGCACUUGGCCAAAUUGCACACCUUCUCAAGUUUCUCAUGACAAGGUUGAAGGUUGAUAUUGAUGGUUACAAGCUAGUAGCUAUGGGCUCGAAAUCGUACCUCGUGAAAACAUCAAGACAUGCGCCCGAAGAAGGCCGCAGCCAGAAUUCUCCCGUUUUACAGCUACACUCGACCAACGAGUUUACUCUUGGCAAGCUUUUUAACUUCAACAAACUCGAUGUGUCGAUGAUUGCUUUGCUAGACAUUGCGAGCCAGCUUGAGGCGAAGAUCACCGAGUUUGAUGAGGAGUUUGAGCUCCCGUACCCAAUUGCACCAAACCACGACAAGAUCGGAGGAAAAAGUAUCCGUGUCACGCUGAACAGCCGCUGGACGGAGGCGUGCCGGUUCUUUUUGACGGACUUGUCGUGGAUGCUCACAUUUGCCAGCGCGAGAGGCGAAACCACCCCUCGCAAGGUGACUCCUCAGUUGGUGCUACUCCCCUCUACUCAACCCAAGACAGCAGACCUGUCUUCCGAGAAACUCAACAAUCUGAUUGGCGAUCCCCCUCUGCUGCCGUACCAAGUGGCAUCCUUACCAAUCCAGUCACAUCCGGAAAUCUCUAUACCCAAAGUUGCAAAUCUUGAGGACGUGCCUUGUGGGUUUCAGAAUCGGGAACGCAUACAAGACGCCGGUGCAGCGCAAGAAAAGGGGCCAAUCAAAAAGAGAAAACUCAAGGAGCCUAAGCCAUAUAUUCCUCCAGAGAGGGUGUCUCAGCGAAAAAAGACUUUUCCUGCUGCUCUUUCUGCCUUUGCCAUGAGAUCGCACCUUUGGUCUAUUCUUGUCGCCGCCUUCAUGGUGGCGUGUGCUCAGGCAUUCUAUUUGCCGGGUGUGGCCCCGACCAACUACGCAGAGGGCGACCGCAUCGAGUUGUUCGUCAACCACUUGACUCCGGCCAUGACCCACUUGACGUCCACGGGCCAACGGGAAAAGACUAAAACUCAAAUCUACUCCUAUGAUUACUACUAUCCAAAGUUCAAGUUCUGCCAGCCGCCAGGUGGUCCCAAGAAGCAGCUGGAGUCCUUGGGUGCCAUUCUUUUCGGCGACAGAAUCUUCAAUUCGCCCUUCGACAUCCUGAUGUUGAAGAAAGAGGAGUGCAACGUCUUGUGCAAUGCAAAGUACUCGAAGACCGACGCUGCUUUCGUCAGCAGGAACAUCCGUGCGGGAUACAACUACAACUGGAUCAUAGACGGAUUGCCUGCCGCCCGUAAAGCAAAGGACAUACGUACCAGCACCGAUUUCUACACCUCCGGCUUCCCAAUUGGCCUGGUGGACGAAAGCAACAAGUCCGAGUUGUACAACCACUUCAAGAUCAACAUUGAAUACCACAAGAGAGCUGAGGGCCAGUACAGGGUAGUCGGCGUGACCGUCGUACCAUACUCCUUGGACAGAAGUAAGCUUGAUUCCUCGAAAGCUUCUGCUGACGAACUAUGUAACCUCAAAUUGGCUCCGGUGAUGGUUUCCAAGGACAGCGAGAAGACCGUGUUGUACACGUACUCCGUUGAAUUCUUUGAGUCUACAACCUCUUGGGCUACCAGAUGGGAUAAGUACUUGCACAUCUAUGACCCAAAGAUUCAAUGGGUGUCCUUGAUCAAUUUCUCCUUGGUUGUGAUCAUAUUGAGUGUCAUCAUGGCUCACAUCUUGGUUACCACCUUGAAGAACGACAUUGUCAAGUACAAUGACGUGAACUUGGAUGACGAUGUUGCUCACGACAGUGGCUGGAAAUUGGUUUACGGCGAUGUUUUCAGAUCUCCUCCAAACAGAAUGCUCUUGUCCGUGUUAGUUGGAAGUGGUGCUCAGUUGUUCUGCAUGACAUUGGUAACAAUCGUUUUUGCACUCUUCGGUUUGUUGUCUCCAUCCAACAGAGGAUCCUUGUCGACAUUCAUGUUCAUUCUUUUCAUCUUUUUCAGUAUCAUUUCCUCCUAUGUGAGUGGUUACCUCUAUAGGUUCUUUGGUGGUGAGAACUGGAAGGUGAACAUGUUGAUGACCCCAACCCUUGUCCCUGGCAUUUUGUUUGGCUUCAUCGUGUUCUUAAACUUCUUCCUCAUAAACGCUGGCUCGUCAGGAGCCAUUCCUGCUGGUACCAUGCUCGCUAUGGUGGUUAUUUGGUUUGCGAUUUCAUUCCCCUUGUCCGUGGUGGGAUCUAUCCUUCAAUCCAAGAGACCCACUCUUCUGGUGCCCGUUCGUACCAACCAAAUUCCAAGACAAGUGCCACAACAACCAUGGUACUUGAAGACUGUUCCAGGCAUGAUUAUGUCCGGUCUUUUCCCAUUCGGAUCAAUUGCUGUUGAAUUUUACUUCAUUUUCUCAAGUAUUUGGUUCAACAUGAUUUUCUACAUGUUUGGAUUUUUGUUUUUCUGCUUUAUCUUGAUGAUUAUGACAACAGGUCUCAUCACAUUAUUGUUUGUUUACUACACAUUGUGCAGUGAAAAUUAUAAGUGGCAAUGGAAGGCUUUGUUCAUUGGUGGUGGAUGCUCCAUCUACGUUUUCCUCCACUCCUUGUUUUUCGUCAAGGGAGCAUUGAAAGACUUCACUUCCAUGGUUUUGUACCUUGGCUACACCGCAGUCAUGUCUAUCUUGGUAUUCUUGGUCUGUGGCUCUGUCGGAUUUAUUUGUUCGUUAUUCUUCGUUAGAAGAAUCUACUCGCAGAUUAAGAUUGAUUAA